Messenger RNA from Amoebophrya sp. A25, 3486 nucleotides. The record is from the annotation of a GenBank genome assembly. Lineage: Eukaryota; Dinophyceae; Syndiniales; Amoebophryaceae.
UGUGUGACUGAGACAGAGAGAGACUCUUGGUGUUAGUGCGAGCGGCUUCUUUGGUUCCGUAGAUCUUCCGUAGACUCCGCAGAACCUUAUAUGUGUAACUUUUCCUACUUACAGAAACGACCAAAAAGGUCCCGGGAUUUGAGACCAUAACUCUCUCUCUCAUGAUCUCCAUGUUGCCCUACUUGUUUCCGCGCUUUGCGUACUCUAUCAUGACCGUGUAAAUAAGACAGAAAAACAACUACAACAAUAGGCGACGGACUCGCCGUAAAUCAAUUCCAAUCUUCCAUUUUCUUCUAAGUUUCCAGUUUUCGAACCGGUGUCGCGGAGCUCUGUUUGUGAUCACAACUAACGACGGAUGGUGCAGUGAUGAUUACUGCAAUCGUAAUUCUGAUUUAGAUCGUGCGUUCGACGAGUUAACAGAUACCUUCACGCAGAAUUUAGCGAUCAGAAACGCAGGGAUGAACAAAGGAGCUUUAUCGGGGAAGAAGCCAACGGCGUCUUCGAGGAUAGGAGCAGGAGGAACUGUUGAUGUGCGUAACCGGUGCCGAGAUAUCGAUCAACGUAUUGCUUUACGGGAGUUGUUCGUCAGAGGCAACAAACAGAAAUCUUCAACUCUGGGAGAAGAGGGAAAUACUGAUACAGCGAUUGCAAGUAGUGACUUCCUCUUCCACGACUCGUCAAUGCACAUGCAGUCGUGUGCUUUGCCUGGCGUUAUGCUGUCUAGGGAAGAAUGCGAAUAUCGUGGCUGCUGUUGCGUUUCGCUCAACAGUGACGGCAGUUUUUCCUCCGCAGCUGGCGCUGGACCUUUAGGUAGUAGUGGCUUGAGUGGAGCUUCUUCAGGAGGACCUUCUUCAUCAUCAUCUUCUGGCGCAGGUCCGUCAUCGUGCGACUUCUGUGCUCUCGAACGCUCUAGUGAGGUCGUGCAGACGGAGCUUCGUGCGCAGUCUGCUGCACGGUCCGGACGUUAUAUUGCAAGAGGUCUGUCAGAGUUCCCACAUUUUGUCGUCCUCGGAGCAAACGGAAUGAUCUUUCGACAAGAGGCGCUCGAGCACUGGGGCAAACUCGCUGAGCGCAUGCUAAUUCAGGCGUUUCUCGAAGAGGAUCUGCCCAAAUUGCUGUCCUCUCAACUUGAACACGCCUACCGACACUACGGCAUCGACUUCAUUCUCAGUUUGAACUACGCGAGCGAUUACCCUAGAAAGUUCGCGCAAGCGGGGAUUAGUGCGGUCGUUGCGGGUGAAGCGCCACGCAAUCUACGCAGUAGCAUCAAGAAACUUGUUCGCGGGAACGUGAAAGCACAGUGCCAAGGUGGGGUAUGCUACCUGCUGAAAACGAAGAUUCAACAGCUUCUACUGCGGCAAGAUCAAAUCUUCAGUCAACUUGCGGCAGGAGGACCGCAGCAUUCUAGUAGUGGAUCGUCCUCAUCAAGUGGAGGUAGCGCCGGGUCAUCUUCUUCCGGUGCACCGACUGGAGGUUCGUCAGCAUCGAGAAGUGCACGUGCAGCGGCUGCACAAGCAGGAGGAGCGCUAACGCCAAGUGGACGAAGCAGUUUGCAUUCGUGGACCGGUCUUAGUGCUGCGCGAGGUGGCGGCUCCUCAUCUUCCACAUCGUCAGGCGGUGCAGCAUCGACAGCAACAAGUGCCGCUAAGUCAGCUUUUUCAGUCUUGAUGUCCCCUUUUAAGUCGUCUUCUUCGGCUUAUGGUGGAGCGGGAGGUGGUGGUGGAGCAAGCGGAGGAUCUAGUACUAUAACAAUGUCGUCUUUGCCGUUUUCUGCGGCGUUUUCACCCCAAGCAGCUUAUCUUUCCGGUAACAACAAUGCGGAGAAGAUUGUCUUGUCGAUCUAUUUGUCACCAACCGAGAAGAACCCAGCACAAGUCGCUGCUUUGUCCCUAGCGACGGAAGCGAAGAAAUCCAGUGCAAGCGCUACCGUUGCUCCUGCGUCACGGAACGCGGACGAAGAGCCGCUCGUCCUAACCAACAAGCACGUUGUCGAUGUGCAGCGUCACGUCAGCGAUACUAUUGGCUUUCAUCUGCGACAGCUUUUUCACUGGAGUUUUGCUGAUUUGUUGGAGUUACUAGUGCGAAGACGAAGGCCUGAAAUUCACAGCGGCGCAUCAUCAUCAAAUGGUGGUUUGGGAGCAGGUUCCUCUGCGACAUCUUCUGGUGAAGAUAUGGCGGCACCUUCUCAGGAAGGGACUGAUGGAAGCUCCACAAGCAUGAUCGGAGACGUCACGUCAUCUUCAUCGAGCAAGGUUGAGGCUUCAUCUUCAACCUCUUUACCUGCGCUUCUGCGUCAAGAAGGGGCGCAGCUGCGUAGACAAAUCGAGGAUAUAGAGCGUGCAUGGACCGAAGCCUGUCCGCACCAUCGGCUCUAUGAUGUGAGAGUGUUGAUGCCCACAGCGCAACCUGCGGAAUGCCUCUUAAACGCGGAAGAGGUGGCUGAUCAGCGAGAUCAGAUCGUCAUGCUGAGUCCCUUCUGCCACUUCGACAAUAAGGAUAGUCAUUGGUGCAGUACAAGCAUUGGUAGUAGUACAGCUGGAGGUGAACAGCAGGGUGCUGGGAGUCAAGCUGGGGAUCGUCAAAUGAAUCAACAAGCUGGAGGAGGUGAAAGCGGGCAAGAAGCAUCAGCUGCUGAACUUUCAGGGAAAAGUGCAGAGAGAAAAGUAAAUGAAAGUAGUUCUAUACCUAGUCCUUCAGCAACCUCAAAAAAUGGCAGCUCCUCUCGUCGUCAAAUUACAUCUGUUUUACGUCGUAGCCCGUUCUUCGGCACCGUUGUAGUCCGUUUUCAGGGUCACCCUUUGUGGAAGGUUCAUCGUUGGCUCACCAGGAACGAUCGAGAACGCGAAUGUGAUCACUACAUUGCGGAUCGUUGGGUCUUUGUGCAGCAGAUACCUGUAGUGCCUGAGUGGCGUCACUCCGCAAGCGUGGCGCAGACUGCUCAUCCAGUAAAAGCGCCAGAAAUAGCAAGCGAAAGCAAACUAGGUUGUUUGAGGGAAGGAGCGAUGAAACAAACACCUGGUGUAGAUCAGGUAGGAGGAGGUGGUCCGCCCCCAAAAAUACCGGAGGAGUCAGACACCAUGAACAAUUUGUCGGACAAGAGAAGACAAGAGCGGCCAACUAGAUCACAUCAACUGGACGACUUGUGAUUUAGUUUUCUAUGAUGUUGGAGAAGAUGUAGUAGAUUUCUUCUUCAACUUCAUCCAUCCAACACCAACAUUCAUCCAAAUCCAUCCUUAUAUUGUUGUGAAUAUCGAUUUCCGAUCCCGAUUACGAUUUCGUACAACACACUGAUCUUGCUAUUUUUUGCGCUCAGUGAAAGAUAAGAACGAAAACUAAUGAUGUCAUCACGUUGCUCAUUGUUCUCACUCUAUCGUCUGAAAAUGUGCGCAUGUGAAAGUGGAUGCCUAGAAGAGGGUAAUCUUCUUGAAUAACGGAAAGCAGACGUUGUAAUGAAUGACUAGCUCCUGGGAGAGACGUACGAGAAAG